CCUACCUAGCGUUUUAAUCUUGUGCUAAGUUGUUAGCCUUUGGUUUUUGUGGAAGCCAAAGCGAUCCCCCUCUGUACCACCGCAGUUGGUAGAAUAACCAGUGCCUGGGUUGAUCGAUACCCAAUUACCGGAUUGAUCAAAGAAAUUAUGGGUGGUGGAAGAGCGGAGGCGCAGUAUGUUACGGCGAAGACCUCGGUGUGGUGGGAUAUAGAGAAUUGCCAGGUACCCAGAGAAUGCGACCCACAUGCCAUAGCUCAGAACAUAAGCUCUGCUUUGGCGAAGAUGAAUUAUUGUGGGCCGGUUUCUAUUUCUGCCUAUGGGGAUACCAAUCGGAUUAACUCAGCUGUCCAGCAGGCUCUGUCUAGUACCGGCAUCGCACUCAAUCACGUUCCCGCUGGCGUUAAAGAUGCCAGUGACAAGAAGAUUCUCGUGGAUAUGUUGUUCUGGGCAGUGGACAAUCCUGCUCCUGCUAAUUAUUUGUUAAUUUCUGGUGAUCGGGAUUUUUCUAAUGCUCUCCAUCAGUUGCGGAUGAGGAGAUACAAUAUUCUUCUAGCACAGCCACAAAGAGCAUCCGCACCCCUCAUUGCAGCAGCUAGGAAUGUAUGGCUUUGGACAAGUCUUCUCGCCGGUGGACCGCCACUAUCAGAUGGUGAAUCACAACAACUUGGUAAUAAUAUUUUUACAUCUGGCUUAGACACUUUACAGAUUCCAGUUUCGGAUGCCAUUCACAUAAAGCAACCAGUGGAUAUGUAUCCUGAAAAUUCCACUAUGGGAAAUCAGAGAACUCCUUACACAACUAAACAGAAAGGGAAAACCACCCGAAGAAAUUUGAACCAAUCAAAUGGAUCAAAAACAUCAAAUAUGCCUGUCUGGACCCAAGAAGAUCCGCAUAAUUCAAACUCUUACCAACCUGGUCCUACUGUCCCAAAAGGUCCCCUAAAUAUACCUCCUCCAGAUUUUUUUCAUGGAAAUCCUAACUUUACUCGGAAUGAGCUCACUCAUGUUCAUGGCAACCAUCAAAAUCAAUAUCCGCAACCAUUAAGGCCAAAUGUUCCAGCUAUGCAACUUGAUUUUACAGCAGGUAGUUUGUACCCACCUAAUAUUCAAACCCAUGCUCCUCCUCUGAUGCCUGCUAGGCCAAAUGGGACUACCUUUACCUCAUCGCCAAAUACAAAUGUGCCUGAUAUUGGUAAUUUGAACAUUUCUGCAUACUCAACCAGCUUUCACAACCCUCCAACUCCUCAAAGACGAGGUGGAGAGCCAAAGCAUGAUCCAAAGAAAAAAGCUUCAAAGUCUGUUAACUUAAGUAACUCACAAAAUGGAUAUGUGCCACAGAACAUGCCAUCAGGAUACCACGAGACACCAAAAAGGUACCCUGUUUACCCAGAAUAUCCACCAUCUUCAUCAGCGACAGAAACAGCAGCUACUGAUGUUGCUUCUGCUAAUAUUAUAUGGGGGAGUCUAGGAUGCCCCAAACCUCCAAUAUAUGUUCAAGGCCUUAUAGGAGUUAUGUUACUUGCUUUGAACACCCUUAAAAGUGAGAAGCUAAUGCCAACUGAAGCUAAUAUAGUUGAUUGCAUUCGAUAUGGAGAUCCCAAGCAUCGCAAUACUGACAUUAAGAAGGCUCUUGAGAGUGCUAUUGAGCAGCAGAUGAUUGUGAAGCAGAACUUAGGAGCUGUGCAGUUGUAUGUUGGUAAGAAUGAGAAACUCUGGAAAUGUGUGAACCCUAUAGGUGGCAAUCCUAAUUCAUAUCGAAAAGCAACGUGGGAUGAAAUUCAGAAAUAUCUGGCAUCUCCUGCUGGGCGAUCUGCAAUUCUAUCUUCUCAGUGCAGGUAUGAAGCUGCUACUAUUUUAAAGAGCAUGUGCUUGAAAGAUUUUGCUUUGGGUAAUGUACUUCAGAUCUUAAACAUGGUAAUAGACAUAAAGAAAUGGAUUAUACACCAUCAUUCUGGGUGGCAACCACUUACUAUUACUCUUGCAGAGGCCAAUACUGAUUCAGGGUCUGACAUUAGAGAAUGCUCUUCUUCCUUACAAUCUGAUAGUUGGUGGUAAUGGUGUGAGUUGAUUUCUGGUGGAAGAACAAGUGUGUAGGAAUAGUUAUUUUAAUUUCUUAUUCAUGGGAAAGGUCUUAACUUUUUCCUCUAGGACAAUAUUUAAAGAAGUGCUCGGACAAUCUUAAAUGCGACGUUAUGCCUUACAAUUUUCAGAGGUUGCACAGCCCAAUUUACUGGCCUUUUGCAUCUUGGGAACCCUUCAAUGUGUAGUUAUUUCAACAGUGGUCUUCAUUGAGAUUUUGGUGCUGUGGGGGGGUCUGGAUGCACAAACUCAUAGGUCCCAAAAUGUAGCUGGGGAAAGAAGGUGCUUGCUUGCCCCAGCUGCAUUUUGGGUUUGUGCGCCCUGCAGUGCCAAACGGGCUGUAGAAGGGUUUUGCUGGGGUUUGCUUUUAUUAGGAUAGAAUUGUUACAUGCUUUCAGAACAAGCCAUCCAAACAUUGGAAGAAAGAUAUAUCACAAUGUGGAUUUUUAGCUAGCUAUUUGGCCACCCGCUAGCAUCUUUAUGUGUUGCACUAAGAGGGAUUAAUUCCAUAUUUUUUACCUCAAGCCAGCAAUGGAGUUGGUGCACAAAAUGUAUCCAAGCUGUAUGUGAUGGAAAGUCUGAAAUUGGUUAUAUGCUUAAAGAUGAGGCUGGAAACAUAUUGGUUUUAUGCCCAAAGAUGAGGCUGGAAACAUAACAGCAUGUCUGAAACAGAAGAAGCAAGUUAUUGAUGGAAAAAGAAUCAAUUUAUUCCAAAUCUAAGAAAUUGUUUGUAGUUGGGAACUUUCUGCAGGAAGACUAUAUGUCCCCAACCUCAAUGAUGAUAUCCAAUGAAAGAAGUAAAACGAGAAUGAGAAAACUGAACAGCAAAUGAUGGCUUGCGCUGUGGAGUUAAGAUGCUUGGAUCAUGUUUGUCUAAGUGUGGAUUAAUUUGGCCAUUGAGAAGGUGAUGUUCUUGUAACUUCUUUGGUAAUCAGAACUUUUAUUUUUGGGAAUAAUUAUAUGUUAAACCGCUAUUGUCUGAGCCAAGAAUGUGAAUUGAGGAGUUGUAACGUAAUUUUGUGUUAAACCGCUAUCAUACGAGCCAAGCAUGUGAACUGAGGAGUUGUAACAAAAUUUAGUGUGUCUGCGACACUACUAGUUUUGUAUGGAAUAUGUUGUGUAUGCUUGCUGUAUUCUAUAAGCUUGUUUUAUACCAGAAAUGGAUUCUCUCUCUUUUCUCCUGA
Molecule: messenger RNA, 3260 nt
Organism: Hevea brasiliensis (rubber tree)
Lineage: Eukaryota; Viridiplantae; Streptophyta; Magnoliopsida; Malpighiales; Euphorbiaceae
Exons: 3
Coding region: 148-2052 (634 amino acids)
Biological process (GO): regulation of gene expression
Cellular component (GO): peroxisome
Molecular function (GO): RNA nuclease activity
Source: RefSeq, a predicted model, not a curated record